This is a messenger RNA of Triticum turgidum subsp. durum (durum wheat), 1665 nucleotides long. The record is from the annotation of a GenBank genome assembly. NCBI's taxonomy places the organism in Eukaryota, Viridiplantae, Streptophyta, Magnoliopsida, Poales, Poaceae.
AUGCAUUCAUCUCUACCAUACUCAUUCAAUCGAAUCAGUCAUCCAACCAAUCUUCCCCCAAUCAAGAGAGAGAGAGAGAGAGACAUGGUUCUUACAGCGUUGAUUAGUCCAGCUUUAGUGCAAUGGAGCUUCCUGGUAUGCGGCAGCCUGGGCUUUGUGCUUCUCUGGCAAGCUGCCAAGCUAAUAGACCGGCUGUGGUGGCACCCGCGGCGGCUGGAGCGGGCACUGCGCGCCGAGGGUCUCCGCGGCACCUCGUACCGCUUCCUCGUCGGCGACGUCAUUGACUAUGAGCGGCGGAGCAAGGAGGCGCGUUCAAGGUCGAUGCCGCUGCGCUGCCACAACAUAGCCCCUCUCGUCGCGCCGCUGCUCCACGACAUUGUCCGGGAGCACGGCAAGGCGUGCAUAUGUUGGUUUGGUCCGUACCCCAAGGUGAUCAGCGACCCUGAGCAGACCAAGGAGGUGAUGUCCAACAAGUUCGGCCACUUCGAGAAGCUCAAGUUUCCGGCGCUGUCCAGGCUGCUCGCCGGAGGCGUGGCGACGUACGAGGGCGAGCAAUGGGUCAAGCACAGGAGGAUCCUCAACCCUGCAUUCCAUCUCGAGAAGCUUAAGCUCAUGAUGCCAGCGUUUUCUACUUGCUGCCAAGAACUUGUGAGCAGAUGGACGCAAUCUCUUGGUUCUGAUGGUACAUAUGAGGUGGAUGUAUGUCCGGAGUUCCAGAGACUCACUGGAGAUGUCAUUUCUCGCACCGCAUUUGGCAGUAACUACGCUGAAGGUGCCAGGAUAUUCCAGUUGCAGUCCGAGCAAACUGCACGCAUCCUGGCCAGGGUUAAGAAGAUUAUCAUUCCCGGCUACUUGUCCUUGCCAACCAGAAACAAUAGAAGGAUGAGUGAAAUUAAUAACGAAAUUGAAUCAAUUCUGCUCAAUCUAAUCGGAGAAAGAAUGCAAGCUAUGCAAGAAGGAGAAAAUACCAAAAAUGACUUGCUCGGUUUGAUGCUUGAGUCCAACAUGAGGGGCACAGAUGAGAAUGGCCAAUGCAUCUCAGGAAUGACUAUUGAUGAGGUCGUGGAGGAAUGCAAGUUGUUCUAUUUUGCAGGAACAGAAACAACAUCAAUAUUACUCACAUGGACAAUGGUCAUACUAAGUAUGCACCCCGAGUGGCAAGAUCGUGCAAGGGAGGAGGUCCUCGGCCUAUUUGGAAAGAAUAAAAUUGAGUACGAAGGCUUUGGCCGGCUAAAAACGGUGACCAUGAUUCUUUAUGAGGUGCUCCGAUUAUACCCACCGGCUGUCGCUUUCAUCCGAAAAACAUACAACGAAAUGGAGAUUGGAGGUAUCACAUACCCUGCUGGUGUGCUCAUCGAGCUUCCUGUGUUGUUAAUGCACCAUGACCUAGACAUAUGGGGAAGCGACGUGCAUGAGUUCAAACCGGAGAGGUUUGCCGACGGGAUAUCCAAGGCAUCCAAGAAUCCAUGUGCGUUCCUACCAUUUGGUUGGGGGCCACGUAUUUGCAUUGGCCAACAGUUUGCAAUGCUUGAGGCCAAGAUUUCCUUGUGCAUGAUCCUUCAAUGCUUUGAGUUCGAGCUUGCGCCGUCAUACACUCAUGCUCUAGAUAACACGAAAAUGCUACUUCCUAUGCAUGGUGCGCAAAUUAAGCUCAGGGCAAUUUAA